CCUUAUCAAAGCCGAAGACAACCUUAAACAGAUUAUCUCUAAUGUAUCAUUUGAAACCAAAGCAGUGAAAAUCAGGUCACUCUGUCUUCUCCACAGCUCCUCGAAAAUGGCAGUUUCCCUCCUCCAUCACCCUCCUUUAAGCAACCAACGGAUAACUCAAGCGUUUGUAGACUUGAAUUCAAGGUCUUUGCAGAGAGGCAUCACUUGCUUCUCAAUUUGUCUCCAGAAGCAGAAAUGCAGCAUCGAACUAUACAUGAUACCCACUACAACAGUUGCUCGACACUGGAUGUUGAAAACUUUUGCUUCAGCUGGCUCAUUAAAUGCAGAAGUGGAAUGUCAAGAAAAUCACAUUUCCCCUGGUUUCUCAACUUCUAAUGACUUCCGGAGCAGGUCUAAAACAGUGGCUGACAGCUCAAGUAAACCCUCAGAUGGUGUGAAUGAUUUUGAGAGACAGUUGCAAGAGUUGUUUGAUGAAGUCAAAAUGAUGAUCAAGAUGGGAAACAAAAAUGAUGCCAUGGAUCUACUUCAAGCAAAUUAUGAAUUUGUCAAAGAGCAGAUCAAUGCAGGUUCUAGAGGCAUUGAAGAAGCUGCUACUCUUGACAUCGUAGCCUUGGGAUACAUGGCUAUUGGAGACUUAAAGUCUGUUGGGUUUAUCCUGAACAAGUUGGACGAAGUUGUUGAGAGUCUAAAGGAUGAUGAACCUCUUCUGGAUUCAGUACUAAUACAUAUGGGAAGCAUGUAUUCAGCUUUGGGGAAGUUUGAAAAAUCCAUGCUUGUAUAUCGAAGAGUUAUUGCUAUUCUAGAGAGAAUACACGGGAAAGGCAGUGCUUUUCUUGUCUCACCAUUGUUGGGGAUGGCAAAAAUUCUGGGUUCGAUUGGAAAAGCUACCAAAGCGAUAGAAGUCUACCAACGUGUGAUAAGUAUUCUGGAAUCUAGCAGAGGAGCUGAAAGCAAAGAUUUGGUAGUGCCUUUAUCUGGUCUUGGCAAUCUUUUGAUCAAGGAAGGAAGAGCCACUGAUGCAGAAAGUCUUUUUAAUAGAAUUUUAAGCAUAUAUAAGGAGUCAUAUGGUGAAUAUGAUGGAAGAUUUGGCAUGGCUUUGUGUUCGGUAGCCCAUGUGAAGUGUGCAACAGGGAAUGCAGAAGAAGCUAUUAAUUUAUAUAGAAAGGCUCUUCAAGUCAUCAAGGAUGCAGACUACAUGGCUCUAGAUGACAGUAUCAUGGAGAGGAUGAGGAUAGAUUUGGCUGAAUUGCUUCACGUUGUAGGAAGAGGAAACGAAGGCCGAGAGCUACUAGAAGAAUGCUUGUUGAUCACUGAAAAGUAUAAAGGAAAAGAUCAUCCAAGCUCAGUUACACACCUUAUUAAUCUUGCAACCUCGUACUCACAAUCAAAGAACUAUGUCCAGGCUGAGCGCUUGUUGAGGACAAGUUUGGAGAUUAUGAUGAAAAGUGUGAGACCGGAUGAUUCAUCCAUCACCUUCCCGAUGCUGCACCUCGCAGUGACUCUCUACCGUUUGAAUCAGGAUGAAGAAGCGGAGCACCUCACACUAGAGGUUCUGCGCAUUCGUGAGAAGGCAUUUGGAAAAGAUUCUCUUCCCGUCGGGGAGGCUCUGGACUGUCUGGUUUCCAUCCAGACCAGAUUAGGGAAGCCAGAAGCUGAGUUGUUGGAUCUUCUAAAACAAGUUCUAAAGAUUCAAGAAAAAGAGUUUGGCUAUGAGAGUGAAGAGGUUAUGAGAACCCUAAAGAAAAUUGUAUUCUACUUGGAUAAAACAGGAAGAAAGGAUGAGAAAUUUUCCAUGCAGAAAAGAUUAUCUGUGCUCAGGAUGAAAUAUAAUCAAAUGAUGCAAUAUUAAUGUUAUAGUGGUUAGAUUUUUUGCUGGAUGCAUAA
Messenger RNA from Populus nigra (black poplar), 1884 nucleotides. RefSeq lists its product as uncharacterized. The transcript is spliced from 9 exons. Gene Ontology annotation, biological process: chloroplast organization. Gene Ontology annotation, molecular function: protein binding. Gene Ontology annotation, cellular component: chloroplast. Bases 107 to 1849 code for a protein of 580 amino acids. NCBI's taxonomy places the organism in Eukaryota, Viridiplantae, Streptophyta, Magnoliopsida, Malpighiales, Salicaceae. The record is from RefSeq and is a predicted model, not a curated record.